GAUACUGUUAGUGUCUAUGCCUUCUCUUCUCUCGCUACAUUGUCUUAAACAAAGGCCUACCCACACGUUUUAGCACAUAGAUUUAGCUUCUUCUGUGUGUGUAUAUAUAUACACGCAUUUCUCUCUCUCCUCUCUAUUUUUCAUAUCUCAUCAGAGUUCUCUCUCUGUUAUUAUUAUUUUUCUCAUUUAUUUUGCAUGCUUCAAAAACCACACACCAAAACAACACACACUGCAACUGACUUUGCUUGUUCAUGAAAUUUUUUUUGCAUGUUAUACGACUCAUUAUUGCUCUCAUCAUUCCUUCAUGAUCUCUGUGUGACUUUGGCUAAGUAUUGUUGUGUUAUCAAUAAUGGGUAUUGGUUCUUAUGUGGAUUCUAAUUUAGUUUCUUUGAUUUUUUAAUUGUUUGAAGCUAGUGGGUUUCUUCAGUUUUGAUUUAAUUGGGGUUGUUUAAGCUUUGAUGGGUCCUAUAAGAGGGUACAAAAAGAGGAAAAAGAUAGAUAAAAGGACCGAAGAGAAUGGUUCUGGUUCUGGGUCUGCAGGGCCUGUGGAUUGGUGGGAUGAGUUCUCCAAGAGGAUUAAUGGUUUUCAAUCUCCAUCAAAGAGUUUGGAUAAGUUUGAACAAGUUUUCAGGAUUACUCGAAAAACCUUUAAUUACAUAUGUUCACUUGUGAAGGAAGAUUUGACUGCCAAAUCAAGGGAAUUUACAUUUCUGAAUGGCAAGGUUUUAUCUUUGCAUGAUCAGGUCGCUGUAGCUUUAAGAAGGCUGGGUUCUGGUGAUUCGCUAGUGACAGUUGCUGAUUCAUUUGGGUUGAACCACUCAACUGUCUCCCAAGUAACCUGGCGUUUUGUGGAGGCCAUGGAAGAAAGCGGGCUUCAACACCUAAAAUGGCCUUCUAGUGAAUCAGAAAUGACAAAAAUCAAAUCCAAGUUCGAGAAAAUACGAGGUCUGCCCAAUUGUUGUGGUGUGACUGAAACCACUCACAUUAUGAUGCUGUUACCUUCCUCAGACCCUUCAAGUAAUGUGUGGCUUGAUCAUGAGAAGAAUCACAGCAUGAUCUUGCAGGUAGUUGUAGACCCUGAGAUGAGGUUCCUAGACAUAGUUACUGGAUGGCCAGGAAAAAUGCAAGAUUGGGUGGUGUUUCAGAGUUCAAACUUCUAUAAACUUUGUGAAAGGGGAGAAAGGUUGAAUGGGAAAAAACUACAGCUCUCUGAAGGAUCAGAAAUAAGGGAAUAUAUAAUUGGAGAUGCAGGCUUUCCUCUGCUGCCUUAUCUUAUUGUUCCAUAUGAGGGGCAAGAACUGUCAGAACCAAAAGCCCAGUUCAAUAAAUGGCAUUCUGCGACUCAGAUGGUAGCCCACAGAGCAUUGGCAAGGCUGAAGGAGAUGUGGAGGAUCAUUCAUGGAGUGAUGUGGAGACCUGACAAACAUAGGUUGCCAAGGAUUAUUCUAGUCUGCUGUUUGCUCCAUAACAUAAUCAUUGAUUUGGAAGAUGAGGCACAGGAUGAUAUUCCUUUAUCUCAUGAGCAUGACCCAGACUACCAACAACAGAUUUGUGAAUCCGUCGACAUAAAAGGCGUGUAUCUGAGAGACAAGCUGUCUUUAUACUUGUCUGGAAGACUGCCAUCAUGAACAUUUUCUAUUUUCAACAGCUUGGUUAGCCACUGAAGAAGUCAACUGUUACUUGAGAGUACUUUUGAGACAUGAUCUCUCAAUGCGUGCUAUAAAGAUGCAGUCAGUUUUCCCUUUUUUAUUGUAAUUUUUAUUUUUAAAAUUGUAAAUAGCCUAGCUGAAAUGGUGGCAUCAUUCAUGAAACUAUUAAGGUAAAGGCUGGGACAACCAUGCAAGUCUGAGAGACAUUUUAUCACAAUAUUGAACAUAAGUUGCUCACAGGAGUUACUAGGACUCCUUCAGGCUUUAAUUGCUCAAUUAUGAGACAUCUUUUUGGUUUUAUCAUGUGAAUCUCAUAUCUCGAUUUUAUGGUUUUA
This is a messenger RNA of Hevea brasiliensis (rubber tree), 1984 nucleotides long. Its product is annotated as protein ALP1-like. Lineage: Eukaryota; Viridiplantae; Streptophyta; Magnoliopsida; Malpighiales; Euphorbiaceae. The transcript has 2 exons. Bases 459 to 1628 code for a protein of 389 amino acids. The record is from RefSeq and is a predicted model, not a curated record.